AUGGCAGCGCCAAUCAUACGGAGGGCGUGCAUGUACGUGCCGUCCUCGUCGAAGAAGAUGCUCGAGAAGUCUUUUGCGAUGCACGCCGAUAACGUGACCUACGACCUCGAAGACAGCGUUGCACCACACAUGAAAUCCGAAGCCCGCUCUAAUCUUCGCGAUAUCCUCAACAAACCACGACCCAGCGGCAUAAAAGAAAUGUGCGUGCGGAUAAACAGCGUAGACACCGGUCUAGCGCUGGAUGACCUGACACAAGUGCUCAAAGGCGAGUAUCUCGAUGCUAUCAUGCUGCCCAAGUGCGAAAGCGCUGCAGAUCUACAUUUCGUCACAGAUGUGAUACGGCACCUUUCACCUGAGCGACACCCAAGCUCAGGCAAACAAGGGAAGAGGGAACCGGUGCGUAUAAUAGCGUUGAUAGAAAGCGCAAAAGCGAUACAGAACCUGAGUUCAAUCUGCGCCGCUUCGCCUUACAUCUCUGGGCUCGUCUUCGCAGCAGAGGACUUUGCAAAGGAUAUGAGUCUUACGCGCACGCCUUCGCUCAUGGAGUUUCUCUACGCGAGGAGUGCCAUCGCCACAGCAGCUCGAGCUGCUGAGCUCCCCAGCACCAUCGACUUGGUGUGUACCAGCUACAAGGGCGAGCAAGGGCUCAAGACACUGGAGGAAGAAUGUCUGAACGGCAAAGGUUUAGGUUUCAACGGCAAGCAGUGCAUACAUCCUAGUCAAGUUGCGGUAUGCCACAAAGCGUUUAGCCCUGGAGAGAAGGAGCUUGAGUGGGCGACAAGGAUAGUUAUAGCAGAUGAAAAGGCGAGUAGAGCUGGACGAGGGGCCUGGACAUUGGAUGGCAAGAUGAUUGAUGCACCAGUUGUGAAGAAGGCGCAUGCGGUAUUGAAGCAUGCCGAGGUGUGUGAAAUGGACGUCAGUGCUGUCAAGGAGACAUGGAAGGGACAGGAGCCCGAGUAG
Alternaria burnsii is the source of this 960-nucleotide messenger RNA. RefSeq names its product citrate lyase subunit beta (citrate (pro-3s)-lyase subunit beta). Gene Ontology annotation, molecular function: magnesium ion binding; catalytic activity. NCBI's taxonomy places the organism in Eukaryota, Fungi, Ascomycota, Dothideomycetes, Pleosporales, Pleosporaceae. The transcript is spliced from 2 exons. The coding region runs from base 1 to 960 and encodes 319 amino acids. Gene Ontology annotation, biological process: oxaloacetate metabolic process. The record is from RefSeq and is a predicted model, not a curated record.